AUACAAUGGCUGUACCUCCAUCAUAUGCAGACCUUGGCAAAUCAGCCAGAGAUAUUUUCAACAAGGGCUAUGGUUUCGGUUUGGUAAAACUCGAAGUGAAAACCAAGUCACAGAGUGGAGUGGAAUUCACAACUUCUGGAUCAUCAAACACUGAAAGCGGCAAAGUCUCUGGAAGCUUGGAAACCAAGUAUAAAUGGUCUGAAUAUGGUCUGACGUUCACAGAGAAAUGGAACACUGACAACACUCUGGGCACAGAAAUUGCAAUUGAAGACCAGCUUGCCAAAGGUCUGAAGUUGACAUUUGACACCACCUUCUCGCCUAACACUGGCAAAAAGAGUGGCAGGGUGAAGACUGCCUACAAGCGAGAGUAUAUCAACCUGGGCUGUGAUGUAGACUUUGACUUUGCAGGCCCCGCCAUCCACGCCUCGGCAGUAGCUGGUUACGAGGGUUGGCUUGCUGGUUACCAAAUGUCUUUUGACACGGCUAAAUCAAAACUGACCAAAAACAACUUUGCAGUAGGUUACAAAACAGGCGACUUCCAGUUACACACCAAUGUGAAUGAUGGUGCUGAAUUUGGAGGCUCCAUCUACCAGAAAGUGAGUGAUAAUCUGGAAACGGCAGUGAACCUCGCCUGGACGGCAGGCAACAACAGUACUCGCUUUGGCAUUGCUGCUAAAUACCAGCUUGACCCCACGGCUUCUGUUUCUGCAAAGGUGGACAAUUCCAGCCUAAUUGGAAUUGGGUACAGCCAGGUUCUUAGGCCAGGGAUAAAACUCAACCUGUGCAGCCUGAUUGAUGGGAAGGGCUUCAAUGCUGGUGGUCACAAACUUGGCCUGGGUCUUGAAUUGGAAGCUUAAGAGGAGAACCACCAAUGGAAAGGGAUAUCAGAAGAACACCACGUUUGGCCGUGAAAUGUAAUUCCAACUUGAGCAACAGGCUUUUCCGGAAAGAAAGGUUCAAAUCAGCCACAUACCUGUAUUUUUAGUACUUUACUAUGUCAUUUGUUCUUUAGUGUGAAAUUGGUUCUCUAGAAGGUGAUAAAGAAGUCAUAGAUCACUCGUAAUUUAAGAUGUAUUUAACUGUUAAUACACCAAUCUAAAUAAUGAAAAAGCCUAUAUAAAGGAAGUCGUGAGUGCAUGUUUCCUGAUUAAUGUCCACUUUGAGACGUUGUGCUAUGUCAGUUCAGCUGUGACUGGAUAAAAUGAAAUUAUCCAAAUUGUUCUUAAAACAUUUUAUGGAUUCUGUGUAUAGCAAAAUUCAAACUAUUUUCGGUAUCCCAAAUCCAUACAGUUGAUGCUGAAUGAUAAUUAAAAAAAUCAAAUCCA
Messenger RNA from Hypanus sabinus (Atlantic stingray), 1325 nucleotides. Its product is annotated as voltage-dependent anion-selective channel protein 2. The transcript is spliced from 8 exons. Bases 6 to 857 code for a protein of 283 amino acids. Gene Ontology annotation, cellular component: mitochondrial outer membrane. Lineage: Eukaryota; Metazoa; Chordata; Chondrichthyes; Myliobatiformes; Dasyatidae. The record is from RefSeq and is a predicted model, not a curated record. Gene Ontology annotation, molecular function: voltage-gated monoatomic anion channel activity. Gene Ontology annotation, biological process: monoatomic anion transmembrane transport.